This is a messenger RNA of Vigna umbellata (rice bean), 382 nucleotides long. The record is from RefSeq and is a predicted model, not a curated record. NCBI's taxonomy places the organism in Eukaryota, Viridiplantae, Streptophyta, Magnoliopsida, Fabales, Fabaceae.
UUUGAUUUAUCUUAGCCGGAGGUUGAAGUUAGGAUUGCCACUGCAAAUGGUUGUGGCGGAGGCCAACACAGCCCUUCAAGCGCCCUCCAAAGCGACGUCAGAGAGCGUCGAAGCCUUGCUUGAUGCUGCAAGAUAUAAUGACAUGGAUGAUGUUAAGAGCUUAGAGGCAAGUGGGGUUCCUCUUGAUUCCAUGGAUGAUCAGGGGAGAACAGAUUUUAAUGGAACUAGGGAGACUAUGGUGAGGGUCGAGCAAUGGUCUAGUCGCAGCCACAAUGUCUCUUCUCCACCUACACCCAUCACCAAUGGUGGUGAUCCCUUAAAUGUUCCGUUGUACUCCUCAACAACACAUGUUGCUGCAGCAAAGUAAAUCCACAAAUACAAC